GACAAACUCACCCAAAGGACUCGGCGACCGCUUCAACUUCGACACGCAUCCCUAGCCCGCAUCCUCAAUCUCCUGGGAAGAUUUCAAAAUGUUUACCUCAGUCCUAAAGUCCCUUGUCGUCAGCGGUACCCUCGUCGUCAGCCUUCUCAACCCGACCGCUUUCGUCCUGGCCGCUCCCAGCCCGGCUAUCGCUGAUCCCGUCAGCACCAGCCCCAAUGUCCCUCUCAGCCCGGAAGACGCUUUAGCUGCAUACACCCGCUACGGUCCGUUUAACAAGCGUGAGGACGAGGGUUUGGCCUUGAACGCGAGAAAGGAGCCGCCCAAAUGGACGGGCGGUAACAACGAGGUUAUUCACUUCUUCAACUGCCAGAAGAGACCCAACUGGGGUCAUGGAACCGAUUCCUUGGUUGUGAUCUGCGAAGACGACAAGAACUGCCACGACCUCAACUACCUCCCCCCGGAUGACUCCCUUUGCCUCAUGGACCGCUUCGACGACGACGGCAUCUUCCAUGUCUGGGAGGGCUCGGUCCAGGGAUGCCUGUUCAUCAACUACAACAACAUGUUGAGCUGGAACAUCACCAAGGAUGCGCAGAAGCAGGCGGACUUUACCACUGUUGGUUUUUUGACCUCUGACACCUUCGUCUACCAGGGUUUCAAGGAUAGUAAGCCCAAGGGUUUGGCUAUUCCCUUUCGUGACUGCCAGAGUAUUUAUUACUUCACGCUUCGGAAGGAUCUGCAGCUUGUUCAUGGUAACUAAGGGAUCGCCCUCCCGGAUGGAGGCGGCCAACGGUCAAGUCUUCGCAGUAAGCUGUACGGUCAUGAGGUUUCUUUUGAAAGUCUCUGAAAGUCCCCACUCAUCCCGGCAUACUAAUACCCGAAAGAGAGAAAAAAAAAAAGAGAGACAGAGGGGCAAGAUCAAGGGAGAGGUCGGAAAGAACAGGAUGAUUGAAGGUGGGGGGAUAAAAGUAUUAGGAGAAGGCCUGCAUACCUAGGUAGUAGCUAUAACCAGAGUCAAGUGCUCUGAUUUUCUUCCCG
Molecule: messenger RNA, 1035 nt
Organism: Neurospora crassa OR74A
Lineage: Eukaryota; Fungi; Ascomycota; Sordariomycetes; Sordariales; Sordariaceae
Exons: 3
Coding region: 89-757 (222 amino acids)
Source: RefSeq, a predicted model, not a curated record